CAUGUUCAUGCUGGACCUCUACAAUGCUAUGUCAGUGGAGGAGGGGGCUGUGGGGGCCGCCGCUGAGGAGGGCGAGGGCUUCUCCUACCCCUACAAGCCCGUCUUCAGCACCCAGGGGCCGCCCUUGGCCAGCCUGCAGGACAGCAACUUCCUCAGUGAGGCUGACAUGGUCAUGAGCUUCGUCAAUUUGGUGGAGCAUGACAGAGAGUUUCACCAUCAGCGCUGCCACUACCGGGAGUUCAGGUUUGAUCUCUCCAGAAUCCCAGAGGGGGAAGCAGUGACAGCUGCCGAGUUCAGGAUAUACAAGGAUUACAUCCGUGAACGCUUCGAUAAUGAAACAUUCCAGAUUAGUGUCUACCAGGUACUUCAGGAGCACCAGGGAAGGGAUUCAGAUUUGUUCCUGCUUGAUUCUCGGACAAUCUGGGCUGCAGAAGAAGGGUGGCUGGUGUUUGACAUUACUGCAACCAGUAAUCACUGGGUGGUGAAUCCCCAGCACAACCUUGGCCUGCAGCUGUCCGUGGAAGGCAUCGAUGGGCAAAGCAUCAAUCCCAAACUGGCAGGUCUUAUUGGAAGGCAUGGCCCGCAGAACAAGCAGCCAUUCACGGUAGCCUUCUUCAAAGCCACCGAGGUCCAUCUCCGCAGUAUUCGCUCCACGGGAGGAAAGCAAAGAAGCCAGAAUCGAUCAAAACCACCAAAGAACCAGGAAGCUUUCCGGGUGUCAAACAUUGCAGAGAACAGCAGCAGCGACCAGCGACAAGCCUGCAAGAAACAUGAGCUCUACGUCAGCUUCAGGGACCUAGGGUGGCAGGACUGGAUCAUCGCUCCAGAGGGCUAUGCUGCAUAUUACUGUGAAGGAGAAUGUGCUUUCCCACUGAAUUCGUACAUGAAUGCUACAAAUCAUGCCAUUGUACAGACACUGGUUCACUUUAUAAACCCAGAGACUGUGCCGAAACCCUGCUGUGCUCCUACACAACUCAAUGCCAUCUCCGUGCUCUAUUUUGAUGACAGCUCCAAUGUUAUCUUAAAAAAAUACAGGAACAUGGUGGUACGAGCCUGUGGCUGUCAUUAGAUUUGUAGUAAAGAAAAAGAAAAACAGGGGGGGGGAAAAAGUUAUUUGUAAAGAGUGGUUUUGUAUGGCUGUGUGGGGGAGGGGAAAAGGUUAGCACUCCAGCAAUGGGUUUAUAAAAAUCCCAAACAGUUUUUAGGACCAGGCUUCUGAAAAUUCAGACAAUGGAACAGUUUCUGGAUCUUAAGUGGCAUUUGAACACAUUUUGUUUUAGUUUAUUACAGACAAUGAGCUUGUAAACUGAAACAAGCCAGAGAAACCAUUUAAAACCAAAUCUGCCUACAAAAUUGGCUCCUGCAAGACAUACUUCUGCAAAUGAGUCUUUCUGAAGAUUGCAAACUCACCAGUGUUGAUUGCAAGUUAAAACACAAUAAUCUAUCCAAGGUGAGAAUGUGCUGUGACUAAUAAACAUGUGUAGUUCCUGUAACACAGUUUGCAAUAAAAUAAGUGAACAAAA
Molecule: messenger RNA, 1523 nt
Organism: Nestor notabilis (Kea)
Lineage: Eukaryota; Metazoa; Chordata; Aves; Psittaciformes; Psittacidae
Gene: BMP7
Product: bone morphogenetic protein 7
Exons: 7
Coding region: 2-1069 (355 amino acids)
Biological process (GO): SMAD protein signal transduction
Cellular component (GO): extracellular region
Molecular function (GO): growth factor activity; cytokine activity
Source: RefSeq, a predicted model, not a curated record